Entrophospora candida is the source of this 414-nucleotide messenger RNA. The record is from the annotation of a GenBank genome assembly. NCBI's taxonomy places the organism in Eukaryota, Fungi, Glomeromycota, Glomeromycetes, Entrophosporales, Entrophosporaceae.
AUGGCUUUGUUAUUAUCAUUCUCAACUGUUGGUGGAUUUGCAGUUAAAGCAAUACAAAAAUAUAAACCACCAAAGACUACACCAUUAAUAAUUGGUAUAGGAAUAGCAGCCGUAGCAACUGCUGGUAGAUUUGCUGUUAAAGCAAUACAAAAAUAUAAACCACCAAAUGUUGGAAGUGGUGGAUCAAUAAUAUCAUCAUCAAAAUUUUAUAAAGGCGGAUUUGAUCCAAAAAUGAAUAAAAGAGAAGCUGCUUUGAUAUUAGGUUUGAGAGAAAGUGGUCUUGAUAAAAUAAAGAUUAAAGAAGCACAUCGGCGAAUUAUGUUACUGAAUCAUCCCGAUCGUGGUGGAUCUCCAUAUCUAGCAAGCAAAAUAAACGAAGCUAAAGAUUUACUAGAGAAAAAUGUUAGAUCAUGA